Messenger RNA from Cooperia oncophora, 306 nucleotides. The record is from the annotation of a GenBank genome assembly. Lineage: Eukaryota; Metazoa; Nematoda; Chromadorea; Rhabditida; Trichostrongylidae.
AUGUUCAAACCAGAUGAUGCCUCCAUAGAACCCUUUGCGGUGGAGGCUUAUAUGUCGUAUGGAGACAAGGUGCACCAUGCAGGACCAAGCGAACUUGAAGACAUUUGUCAGACCAUAGUUCAAUGUGAUGGGCCAUCAGGAUCGAACGUAGAAUACGCCCUGUUGCUAGCUACUACUUUGCAUAAACAGGCUCCUCACUGUCCUGAUGAACAUGUGUUUUCCGUUGAACGCCGUGUUUUGGAAUUGUGCCAAAGAAAUGGAGCACGCAAGGAUAUUUUGAAGAAGUUGGGUUACUGUAACUCAGGU